Messenger RNA from Larimichthys crocea (large yellow croaker), 2478 nucleotides. RefSeq names its product C-C chemokine receptor type 1-like. Gene Ontology annotation, biological process: G protein-coupled receptor signaling pathway; immune response; calcium-mediated signaling. Gene Ontology annotation, cellular component: membrane; external side of plasma membrane. Gene Ontology annotation, molecular function: C-C chemokine binding; C-C chemokine receptor activity. The record is from RefSeq and is a predicted model, not a curated record. Bases 120 to 1148 code for a protein of 342 amino acids. Lineage: Eukaryota; Metazoa; Chordata; Actinopteri; Sciaenidae. The transcript has 3 exons.
CUUAUCAUACAGUGACUUGAACUCACUUCAGUUAGCCAGCUGUGGCCUUCAAGAGUGAGACAACAAGCAGAAGCUCCUCAGCUGACCAGGCGGUUUUCUUGCCAACAUUUGAGAUAAAGAUGGAAACUACAACGAGUGAAUAUGGUGACUAUGACUACAACGAUACGUCGACGCCUAUCCCUGUAUGCCUUCGGGAAAGAGACAACAUUGUGGGAGCUCAUCUAUCCAUCCUCUUCUACUUUAUGUUCCUCUUCAGUGUCUGCUUCAAUGUGCUGGUUCUGGUUAUCAUCCAUCGGUUUGAGAAGCUGACCACUGUGACCAACAUAUUCCUGUUGAACCUGGUGGUGUCCUCCCUGAUCUUUGUGAGCAGCCUUCCCUUCUUGGCAGUCUACAUGCAACGCUCUGAAUGGAUCUUUGGCAGUGCCAUGUGCAAGAUUGUCAGUACUGUCUACUACAUGGGAAUUUACAGCUCUGUCCUCUUUCUAGCUCUUUUGACCUUUGACCGACACCUUGCAGUUGUGUACUCCUUGGGUGCAUCACGAAUGAGAAAUCGAAAAUAUGCAAUAGCCUCCUGCGUUGUGGUGUGGCUGGUCACCAGCUUGGCGUGUGUCAAACAGAUGAUUAUCCAUAAAUCUUUUAACUAUAGCAUUGACAACAAGACAUACUGUGAAGAGCAUACUACAGAAAAUGAUUUGAAGAAGCUGAGAUUAUUUGGAUUUUACCUUCAGAUUUUUCUUUUCUUCCUCUUUCCUCUGGCUGUUAUCAUUUACUGCUACAUUAGGAUUGCUAUCACCGUCUUAACAUCGAAGAUUGUCACCAAGUUUAAGACAGUCAGGUUGAUAUUCGUUAUUGUGGUGUUAUUCUUUGUGUGCUGGACCCCAUACAACAUUGUACAACUGAUGCAUGAUAGUGGAGCCCACAAAUGUAAAGACUUGGAAAAUUUAGGUUAUGCUCUUCAUAUCACUCGUAACCUUGCCUACAUUUACUUUUGCAUUAGUCCUAUUUUCUACACAUUCGUUGGGAGAAAGUUUCAGAACUAUUUCAGACUAAUGUUAGUCAACCGUUUCCCAAGGUUAAGGAAGCAUAUUUCUGUCAGUCAACAUACUGGAACCAAUAUGUCCACGAAAACUACACCAAAUGAUCUGUAGGCAGGGAGCUCUUUGUUUCUUAGGACAGCCGAGGGUUAAGCAAACCAAGGGUUUAAAGGAAAGUUGUAAGAGUUUGUAUUCUUUUUGGAUUGUCUCUGUGGAGAUUGAUGAAGUACAAGUACUGACAGAGUUUCACCAAAAAUAAUAACAAAGCUGAAAUAACUGAUUUCAAAACAGAUGUGUAUCUGUUGCUAUUUGGUAUCUGCACUUUGAUUAGCUGUGUUGCAAAUCUCCCCUGUUUGUCCUGUAGAGAACAUGUUUUGAAACUCUAGUCCACAAUGAAACUUAUGCCACCUCUCGAGGUUUGUCUUUUUUAUUGAUGCAGUUCAUCGACAAAUUGGUUUUGGUAGUGGUAAGAAGUUGAUUAAAGAAGCUCUGAAUUGAAUUUCUGUGAAGGCUGGGUCAAGACAAACACAACAUGAACGUUAAUCGUCAGCAUAUUGCGUGACAUCCACUUAGGUCUCUCUCGUGAGGUUUUUUGCAAUGCACAUCGAGCAAAUCUUGCCAUAUGUGCUGCAAACCUGCUCACCACAACACCUUUCUCUAUCACAGUGAAUGGUAAUUCAUUGUAAUUGCAUGGAAUGUAUCUCAGAGGCUGGUUCAUGCCUAAAUGCCCACUUACUAAGGAUGAUACAUUGUUUAAAUUUUGACAUAUUUCAAACUGAUCCAUUGUAAAGUGAUGCCCAAAACAAUGUCUUAUUUUGUAGAUGCAUUUUUUAUUUUGUGACUACUUCAUAAUAAAAGUCAAUUGGUUCCGACUAAUUCAACUUGAUUAGGGAGAGUCAAAGGUGUAGUGCUGUAAGGAGAGUGGAAGUUUGCGGGCUGUUUCAGUGGAACAGAUGAAACAUAGCAAAGGCCGUCAAUAUAUUUUAAGCAUGUAGGGCGCAGGCUCUGAGAUCGUUGUUGUUUCCUGUAGUCAUGGGGAUUUUGGAAACGGCCAGUGGGAGGCAUGUACCAACAGCCUAAUUCCUACUUCCAGUGAGCACUGACUGUUGAAUCAUCUAUAUCUAGCCUAAUAUAGUGUGCUUCUCCAAAACGAUGACUAAAGUGUGCGCACUCAUUGUCCACAUGGACUUGAGCCUGCAAAUGACUGCUUUAUUUGUUCUGAUUUAGUACAUGUUGUAAUGUUAUUGCUUUUUUAAAGAUAUUUUUAUCGAGAAAAAUGUUUACAAUGUUGAUGUUAAAAGACAGUUAAUAAAAAUGUAAUGUGAUGAUUCAUCACAGAGAAAGAAAACAGUGAUGAAGCUGCACCAAAAAGGAGUUAAAAGCUUCAUGGUUGGUUGUUUUUUGUGUAUAAUCUAUUUCAUUAAAUCAGAUAUUCUAAUCAGCA